AUGGCCACAAUUGCAGGAUUUCUCGCCUCCAAGUAUGCAAUUCUCGGCAUGGAGAAUUUGGGUGUUGAGUUUAUCAAAGAUGCUCAAAGAAAAUAUUUGCUUAAGAACAUCAAUUGUAAAAUGCUACAUUCGGUUCUAUUCAAAUGCAUGGAAGAACAAAAUGUUGAUCUAGCCACAUCCUCAGAGUGGUUAUCUAAAGGAAAUAAUGGUCCACGGAGUGAAGCAUUGUACUGUCUCUUGCAGGAUAGGAAUUUGUUCUUCACAUCCAUGGGAUCUUUAUGCAGUCACUGCAAAAAAUGCAAGAAAACAAUUGAUCAUUUGGCUACGCAGUGCGGGAAGAUGUUAAACAGUGAUUAUCUGCGGAGACACAAUGAAGUUGUGAAGUGCAUUCACCUUCAUUUGUGUCGAACCUACGGUAUUAAGAGAGGAAGCAAAUUAAAUGCUCAUUCUGUUCAGUCAAUAAUAUCGACGCAGAAUGUUGAAAUCCGAGUCGAUAUGUCAAUUAUGACGGAAACUAAAGUUCAAUCCAACAAACCAGAUAUCUUCGUGUAUGACAAAACUAAACAAGAGAUAACCUUAAUCGAAGUUGGUAUCACUUCACAAGAUCGCCUCAAACAAGUCGAAAUCGAGAAAUUUCAUAAAUAUGAUCUGCUCGCAAACGAACUUUCGAUACUUUAUGAUGCAAAGGUAAAGAUUAUCCCGGUUGUCUUGACGUGGGACGACGUUGUUUCGAGAUACCUCAAAAACUAUAUGGACAAAUUAUCGAUUGAAAAAGCCACAAGAACUUAUAUUCAAUCUGUUGUUUUAAAAAGGACUCUAGAAAGCAUGGUAGUUAAACACAGACAUGGAGUGAAACCUCUGCUGCUUACCAGCUUGCAGAAGUGGCAUGGUGCCGUGACACGCCGGUGA
This is a messenger RNA of Octopus sinensis (East Asian common octopus), 909 nucleotides long. RefSeq lists its product as uncharacterized. Bases 1 to 909 code for a protein of 302 amino acids. NCBI's taxonomy places the organism in Eukaryota, Metazoa, Mollusca, Cephalopoda, Octopoda, Octopodidae. The transcript has a single exon. The record is from RefSeq and is a predicted model, not a curated record.